UUAUAAUUUUAUGUUUUUCUUCUUUUUGUAUUUAUUUAUUUGCUUUAUUUAUUGCAUACUGCUAGUUACAGUUAUCAAGUAUUAUAACAUGAUGUAGUUUUUAUUUAUUUCAAACUGUAUUCUGUUGGCAAUCAAGGGAUUUCUGUGGCUGUUUCUCAUACAGCUUAUGAUUUGGAUUUCAAGAGAUUUGGAACCCGUAUUUAAAUUGGAUUGUUAAUAAUCAUUUUAAAACACCGAAAAAACGCGACAUCAGAAUGGUGAAAAAACGCCGACUUUAUAAAUUUUACAAAUAAUAAAAAUGACGAUUAUGACAUUAUUUAACUUGGGCAAAUGCUAGACCAGUGUAGGCGUGGUGUAUCGUGACAGAAUAAUUCAUAAUCGACAAGUCGGGGUUUACAAGUCGUGCCCGUCGGGCGUCUAAUAACGUACGAAAAAAGACAGUGAAGAAACACAUUUAUUCUCACUAAAAUAAAAAUCGGAACCAGGAAAAAUGAUAAUUCUACUGUUGCUGUUUUUUGUCGCAAGUUUAUACUGGUUAUAUUGGACAAACAAAUCAAAAAGAAUGAAUAAAAUGACGGCGUCUCUGCCUGUGCCACCAACUUUACCAAUACUAGGAAAUGCUACACUUUUUAUUGGAGACACACAAAAAAUUCUAAAAAGCCUCGAAGACAUCGCUGAUAUUGCUAUUAAACACAAAGGCUCCGCAAAACUAUGGCUCGGUCCGAAGUUAUACGUCGCGAUAGGCGACCCAGAGGACGCACAAGUAGUUCUAGAAAAUUGCCUUGACAAAGACGUGGUUUAUCGGUUCUUACGACCGUGGCUCGGACAUGGCCUUUUCGUGGCUCCAGUUUGUUUAUGGAAAUCGCAUAGAAAAGUACUAUUACCAGUGUUCCAUAAUAAAGUUGUUGAACAAUAUCUUCAAAUGAUAUCCGUACAAGCUGACAUCCUUGUCGAACGACUUAACGAAAAAGCAAAUAAAGGAGAGUUCGAUGUUCUUAAAUACAUAACCGCUUGUACAUUAGACAUAGUGUUCGAAACAGCGAUGGGCGAACGAAUGGAUGUUCAGCGUUCUCCCGACACUCCUUACUUGCGAGCUCGGCAUACAGUUAUGACAAUACUAAACAUGCGCUUCUUUAAAGUAUGGCUUCAACCAGACUGCAUUUUUAAUUUAACAUCUUAUAGUAAACAGCAGAAGGACAACAUAGAUCUCACUCACAAGUUCACAGAUGAGCUCUUUCAGGUUGUUAAGAAAAGAAGACUUGAAUAUGAAAGAAAGAAAAAUUACGGUACAGAUCAAUAUACGGGGAAAGUUCGACCCGUUCUUGAUAUGCUUUUCGGUCGUGAAAUUGAAUUUACUGACGAACAGCUUCGAGAACAUAUCGAUUCGAUUACAAUCGCCGGCAACGACACUACAGCGCUUGUAAUUGCGUACACUCUUGUACUGCUAGGAAUACAUCAGAACGUACAAGAAAAAGUUUACCUUGAGCAGAGAACAAUCUUCGGAGACUCCAAACGAGGCGCCGACAAAGUUGACGUAGCACAAAUGCAAUAUUUAGAGAGAGUACUGAAGGAAAGCAUGAGGCUUUAUACCGUGGUCCCGAUUAUUGCCCGUAACGUUCACAAGGAUACGUACCUCCCCCGCUGUGGAGUGACAUUGCCAGCUGGAAUCGGGGCUGUAGUCGGGCCUUUUGCCAUACACCGGUCCAAAUCAGUAUGGGGUCCCGACGCUGAUGAGUUCGAUCCCGACAGAUUUCUACCGGAAAGGUCUUUGAAUAGGCAUCCGGCUGCGUUCCUGCCUUUCAGCCACGGAUCCAGGAACUGCAUCGGACGGAACUUCGGCAUGCUGAUAAUGAAGAGCAUUGUCUCAACCAUCUCCAGGUCUUAUAGAAUCGAAGCAGAUGAACUUGGGCCGCUUAAGAUUGAAAUGCUUCUAUUUCCAAUCAGAGGUCAUCAAAUUAGAAUAUCUAGAAGAGAAACUUUAGCUUAAUUUAAACUAAAUUUUUAAGUUAAUUAUAAACACUCCAAAGAAUAUGCAAAAAUAAAAUCGAAUGCCGUUCCGUAUCGCUUUCAUUUGUUUCUUUUAAACAACAUUACGUACAUACAUAUGAUGUACUCUAAAAAAAUGUUUUUUUAAUAAAGAUACUGAACAAGAA
Molecule: messenger RNA, 2153 nt
Organism: Bombyx mori (domestic silkworm)
Lineage: Eukaryota; Metazoa; Arthropoda; Insecta; Lepidoptera; Bombycidae
Product: cytochrome P450 4c3
Exons: 11
Coding region: 491-1987 (498 amino acids)
Molecular function (GO): heme binding; oxidoreductase activity, acting on paired donors, with incorporation or reduction of molecular oxygen; monooxygenase activity
Source: RefSeq, a predicted model, not a curated record